Salvia miltiorrhiza (redroot sage) is the source of this 639-nucleotide messenger RNA. RefSeq lists its product as uncharacterized. Bases 1 to 639 code for a protein of 212 amino acids. The transcript has a single exon. The record is from RefSeq and is a predicted model, not a curated record. Lineage: Eukaryota; Viridiplantae; Streptophyta; Magnoliopsida; Lamiales; Lamiaceae.
AUGGUUGAGAAUCCAAAGGUGCACAUGGCCAGAUUUGAAACUAUGGUAAUGCUCCACCAAUAUUCUGAGGGAAUCAAAUGUCGUAUCUUCUCUACCACGCUAAUAGGUCUGGCCCAACAAUGGUUCCGAACACUCGAUCCGGGAUCUAUUUAUUCUUUUGAGGAGUUUCAUGAUCUUUUCAUGUGUCAGUUCGCUAUCUCGAAGCGGACAAUGAAAACAGCAAUGUCUCUGAUGGAAAUAAAGCAAGAACCAACUGAAACACAGAAGGAGUACACGACAAGGUUCACUAUGGCUUCCCUGGCGGUGCCCAGAGCUGAAUCACAGAUCAAAGGUUAUGCCUUCGUUACAGGACUAAAACAGUGCACAUUCUUUGAGGAAUUACAGAUUCACCCACCCUCUAAUUUCGAUGAGAUAAUGGCUAAGUUGCCCGGAUAUAUUCAAUUGGAGAAAGUCAAAGCUGCCCGCAGAGCUGAAUAUGAACGUAACAGGCCUAAAAGACCAGAGGUCAGAGUAGAGCAGACUGAGACCAGACAUUACGAUCGAUCCAAUCAAACGACAUUCAGGGGACUACCUCUCAGGUUCCCUUUCAGAGCUAAGGAGGCUCAAGCACCACAACAAGCGGUGAACGCCGUGAAUUAA